UCUACUAGGUCCAGUUAAAUGUUUACUUGACAUCGACUCGAAACGUCGGAAACAACAUCGUUCGGAUAAUAAUUAUUGGACUUACAAAAUAAUGUCAUCAGAAGAAUUAUCAAGAAAGCAUACUAGUCGCUUUUUCGACAGUGAUAUCAACUUAUCUUGGAUAUGGUAUUUUGAUGUUCCUGCUUGCGUAUAUACAAAUGAUAAUAGUCCUAUAUGUUAUUGGAUUCUUUUCCUUCACACAUGACACAUAUACAAGGACACGUGGUAUGAAACGUAAGCCUAUGGAAACUAUUAAUUCAUUCAUCAAAUUCUGGGUUGCUGAGAUAGAAUAUCAGGGACAAUGGUAUAUUAUAGGCUCAAUUGGAUACAGGAAACUAACAUUGAGUGAUAAACUGCUGUCAGAUUUGGAUUCAAGUACGGCAAUCGUACUUACAAAGCUGGCAGUUUCGUCUAAAUUGAGGCGCAAUGGAGUAGGAAAUAGAUUACUUGAUCACGCAUUGAAUCAAGCUAUUGAAAUGAACUACGAAUUUGUUGUCUUGGAGUGUUUGGCAACUCAAUAUGCAGCAAUAAGUCUGUAUGAAAAAGUUGGAUUCAAAGAGAAAAAUGGGUACCAAAUUCCCGCAUUAUUUGGUAUUUCGAGUAAACUUGUUUUAACUUUUUUCAAAGCUUUAAAAGAUUAAUAGUAGUUCAAUUGAAUUUAUCCAUGUAAAAAUGAACUUUCAAUCGAGGUGGAAUGGUGCGAAAAAAAUCCUAGCAAUGUGUUGGAUUUCUGUUCACCUUGUAUCCGAAGUCACCAUAUAAAUAUAUAUCUUUCAAGAAUAUAGCUUGCUCAUCCCAUAUACAGCUAUGAUGAUACUCAAUUUCAAUAUUGCCUAAUUAUUUAUUUGAAAAUAUAUACCACUUCAUAAGA
Messenger RNA from Styela clava, 910 nucleotides. Lineage: Eukaryota; Metazoa; Chordata; Ascidiacea; Stolidobranchia; Styelidae. The record is from RefSeq and is a predicted model, not a curated record.